AAAAACCAAGAUUUUACCCGUGGAACGAUUUUGCUGAUCAUUCCACAAUUUCUCUCUAUUAUUAACGCAAUGCCUCCAAGAAAAGAACUCUGCAGGAAUUUUAUGCGUGGCAGGUUACUUUGUGAAAGUAUGAAAAACAGGAACUGAUCGUUGUCUUAUUUCGUCCAGCUGUCAAUAUGGUGAACGUUGUAAAUUUCAACAUGCUGCCCCUCAACAACCGAAGCCAAAUCCAUUUGGGUUUGGCAGCCAAUCCGCUAAUUUUCAGAGUACAAAUAUGCAGCAAACAAAGUCCAACCCUUUUGGUUUUGGUGUUCAGAGCAACUCCCAGCCAAGAGGGUCCAAUGAUUUAGUGCUCAAACAGAAUCAAUACAAGCCUUUUGAAAACAAGUGGACUCGUUCUGCAAGUACCAACAGUUCUUCAUCGCGGCCAACUGAUAAUCAGCCUGUUGCAUCUAAUCACUCCUGCGCGGAUCCCGAGUCAUGCAGAUGUCAUAUUGUGGAAGAUUUUAAUAAUGAGAAGCCAAUGUGGUUGCUUACCUGCUAUGGUCAUCGUAAAAAUUUUGGUCCAUGUGAUAUUACCGGCGAUGUUAGCUAUGAAGAGCUGCGAGCAGCAGCAUAUGAUGAUGCAAAACGCGGACAGAGCUUGAAUUCUAUUGAAAAAGGUUCAAAUUUGCUCCUGAACUAUAGACUAUCUGACACUUUUGCCAUCGGUUAUACUUCGCAAACAAAAAGACACGCCAUUAAAAAAGUUGAGAGAGAGAGGAGCCUGGUUAAUUCUAAAGUAGCUGAAUUUGAAAAUCUAUUGCGAAAUCCUUAUGCAUCUCAAUCGACUUCUGCUGCUAAUGCUCAAAGUCCUUUUCCUGGUUCUGCGUCAAGUGCCUCGUUGAGUGCUCAAAGUCCUUUUCCUGGUGGUGCACCAAGUGCCUCGUUGAGUGCUCAAAGUCCUUUUCCUGGUGCUGUUCCGAAUGCCUCGUUGAGCGCUCAAAGCAGUUUUCCUCCUUCAGCCUCGAGUUUUAGUCAGUUGGGAGCCAUACUGAAUACAAGGGCAUGUACUCCACCAACUAAUAGUAUAUUUGGGCAACCCAGUCCCCUUGGGAACUCUUUUAAGGCAUCAAGUUCUUCUGGGGCGGCGAAUGCCUUUUCAUUCGGGAAUACAUCAGGUUCCUUUGGCUUCGGAAGCCAAGUCCCGACCCAGUCACAACAGAAUCCUUCCACUCCAAGCUAUAACUUAUUUUCCACCUCGACAUCGCUGCAUGUUCCUAAUCCAUCUGGUGGCCAACUUCCUACUCCUUCUCAGGGACUUUUUGCUGCUUCAGUUACGACAGCCCCUGCCAGUAUCAACUUGACGAGUGGUGCAUCAACAGAAGACUUCAGUGGUGAUAACAGCAUUUGGACAAAGAAUGAAUGGAAAAUUGGGGAGAUUCCAGAAGAGGCACCCCCAGACAGAUAUGUUUAUUAGGAAUGCUUCUGGCACCUGACUAUUGAAGGUUGUCAGUUCAAAUCAGAUACAGAAGAAACUUCCUUUUCGUGACAUGCUUCAUCGACAUAUCAGCAGGAAAUUUUGGGCAUUUGAUUAAGUUCCUAGGUAGUUAUGCUAGUGAAAAAAGGGGUUUACAAUAUCUUUUCCUUUUAUACAGUUUCGAAGAGGGGUUAAAUGUAGUUUUCUUCAGCUAUUUAAAGAGUUGUAAUGUGAUCAAGUCGUUCGCUUGUACAUGCUGCUUUGUGUAUGAAAAGAAAAUGAAGUAGUCAAAUAUAUUUGUUGGCAAUUUAAAAAAAAAAAUUGAUAAGACCAGCCAAAAGAUUUCUUUA
This is a messenger RNA of Lycium ferocissimum, 1809 nucleotides long. RefSeq names its product zinc finger CCCH domain-containing protein 16. Lineage: Eukaryota; Viridiplantae; Streptophyta; Magnoliopsida; Solanales; Solanaceae. Gene Ontology annotation, molecular function: metal ion binding. The transcript is spliced from 11 exons. The coding region runs from base 275 to 1459 and encodes 394 amino acids. The record is from RefSeq and is a predicted model, not a curated record.